CUAGAGAACCUCAGUCAUACAAAGAGGCUUCUCAAAUUGAUGUUUGGAAUCAAGCUAUGCAACAUGAAAUCCAAGCUCUCAUCAAAAACCACACCUGGGAUGUGGUUUCACUUCCAAAAGAUAAAAAAACCAGUUGGAAACAAGUGGGUCUACAAAGACAAAUUCCUCUCUGAUGGUUCUCUUGAAAGGCACAAGGCCAGAUUAGUUGCCAAAGGCAAUACUCAACAAGAAGGUUUGGAUUUCCAGGAUACUUUUGCUCCUGUGAUUAAGAUGACUACAGUCAGAACCUUUCUUGCCAUUGCAGCAAUGAGGAAUUGGCAUAUUCAUCAGUUAGAUGUGAAUAAUGUCUUCCUUCAUGGAGACCUUGAAGAAGAAGUCUACAUGACUCUUCCAAAAGGUUUUGUUCCUCCACCAGAUAUUCCCAACUCUGUCUGUCGUUUAAGGAAAUCACUCUAUGGACUAAAGCAGGCCUCCAGACAAUGGUUUUCCAAGUUGACAGACACCCUAAUCAGAGUUGGUUAUGUUCAGAGCAAGGCUGAUCAUUCUCUUUUCUACAAGGCAACCGACACCAGCUACACAUGUAUACUGAUCUAUGUUGACGAUCUAGUCCUGGGGGGCAAUGAUCUUUCAGAAAUCACAGCACUCAAGGAGGUUUUGGAUAAAGAAUUUAGCAUUAAAGACUUGCGAAAUCUGAAAUUCUUUCUCGGGAUAGAAGUGGCCCGAAGCACCACAGGUAUUCAUUUAUCUCAGAGAAAAUACACUCUUGAAAUCAUUGAACAAGCUAAUGUUCUGGACAGCAAAUCAGUUUCAACACCUAUGGACUAUAAAGUUCAUCUUAGCAAUGACCCUGAUUCACUUUUUGAAGAUCCUGAGCUAUACAGAACUUUAGUUGGGAAACUUGUCUAUCUCACAACCACACGUCCAGACAUCAGCUAUGCUACUCAACAGCUAAGCCACUUCAUGUCUUCACCCACAGAUAUCCAUUAUAAGGUUGUUCUUCGAGUAAUCCGUUACCUCAAAACAGCUCCAGCAACAGGGUUGUUCUUCCCAUCCAAAGGCAACUUCCAAUUGAAGGCCUUCACUGAUUCUGAUUGGGCCGCCUGUUUUUGAAACAAGGAGAUCAACCACUGGUUUCUGCAUCUAUUUAGGUGAUUCCCUGAUAUCCUGGAAAACCAAAAAACAACAUACAGUCUCACGAUCUUCUUGUGAAGCUGAAUACAGGGCACUGGCAUAUACAUCUUGCGAGAUUCAAUGGUUACAAUACCUGCUCCAGGACUUCAAAGCAUCAACUUCAUCUCCUGCAACUCUCUAUUGCGACAAUCAGAGCGCAAUUUACAUUGCCAAGAACCCAACCUUCCAUGAGAGAACAAAACAUAUAGAACUGGACUGCCAUUUUGUUCGAGAAAAAUUGCAAUCUGGGCGCCUCAAGCUUCUUCACAUCUCCUCCAAUCACCAGCUCGCCGAUCUCUUCACAAAGCCACUGUCACCAGCACCAUUUACCUCUUUGAUCUCCAAGCUUGGUGUGCGAAAUCUCUGCCCACCAUCUUGCGGGGGGGUAUCAGAUUGAAAAUCUAGUUUUCAAUCUUUCCCUCGUCUCCAACGGUCGAAUACGUGGACGACGACGUUUUUCCCUUCAUCGCUGGACUCCACCGCUGCGGCAUCGUUUCGGCUUGUUCACUGCGCAGCUGACUUAUUUCCGAGACUAAAGCGCUGUCGUUUUUAUCUUCCCCUUUAUGUCUGUACUUUCUUUUCCGGCAAGUUUUGUCUUGUUUCCCUUCCAAGCUUCCAAACAAGCUGUAAUGGAGCUUGUCUUUCUUCACUUCUGUAUCGCCUAUAUAAGGCAGACAAAGCAAUGAGAAAGGACAGGAUUGUAGGGUUUUCAGUUCACAAACACUUCUUUGUUACUUAAUAAACGAAUUCUUGUAUAUAUCUUCUGUACAUUACUUUGGAAAAGACCAACAAGUUCCCAUAUAUAACUCACAAUGCAGGAUAACAGCAAUUGACCAAAACUUAAAAAGAUUACAAAACUAAUUUUCAUGACACUUUUCUUCAUUUUACCCCUCACAAAAUUCCCUCCUCCCUUAUUGGUGUCUACAUUAUGAAGCUGCACAAAAAAUCAUAUCGAAAAAGUCAUCGUAAUGGUGUUUCGAGAGUAUAAUCAUAAUUCUACUAAUGACAUACGGGUUCAAUAGCUUUCAAAGUAAAAUGAUACCAUAUAAUUGGCCGUGCUCUGCAAUGGUUUACCUAAAAAUGUAUAUUUUAAUUAAAACUGAAUAACACUUUUGUUUUAAAUGAAGGUGGAUGUUAUUAGAGAACGAAAUAAAAUUUUCAAUAAUCGUUAACUUUUGUGAUACAAAUAUAAUUUUUUUCCAAACUUUUGGACGCACAUUACCAAAUCAAUUAUAAUAAAGUCAAACAUUAUUGAUCGUCCAAUCACUAUUGAACCGAAGCUAUACCAUACUUAACAUAUAGUUAUGUGUUAAUUCAUUGUGUGUGUGUAAACUUCUAUAUGUGACGACCUUUAAAUUUGGACAAUGAACAAACUAUAAUUGAGUUGGCCAUUAAAAACCUAAGGUAAUAUCUAUUUUUUAUCCAAACCUUUUUCAUAUUCUUUUAUAAUAUCCAAACCUAUCAAAAUACUAAAAUUUAGCCGAAUGUUGACUUUCGGUUAGCAUUUUUUAGUAAUAUUGACUUGACAACAUAAUACUGACUUGGAAGAGACACAUGAAGGUCAAGAUUCCAAAAUUUUAGUACUUUAACUAAGAAAAGAGUUACAAAAUUAUUAACGAUAACGUAAAUAUGACUAAUAUUUUGGUGCAUUAUGAAAGAUUUGUCUAAUUAAUAGAAUUUUAAUAGGUUUGGAUAAUAUAAAAGAAUAUGAAAAAAGUUUGGACAAAAAAUAGACAUUACCCAAAAACCUACUAAUGAAGUAGAACAUGAAGUUCACAUGUAAGGUCACGUGUUUUGUGACCGGCCUAAUUUAACUACUUUAAUUCAUUAGUAGUGAAUGUUACUUGGGCAGUCGUGGGUUAGGAGUAAACGAACGUUACUUGG
Messenger RNA from Linum trigynum, 3054 nucleotides. Lineage: Eukaryota; Viridiplantae; Streptophyta; Magnoliopsida; Malpighiales; Linaceae. The record is from the annotation of a GenBank genome assembly.